This is a messenger RNA of Fonsecaea multimorphosa CBS 102226, 1854 nucleotides long. RefSeq lists its product as uncharacterized. The coding region runs from base 1 to 1854 and encodes 617 amino acids. NCBI's taxonomy places the organism in Eukaryota, Fungi, Ascomycota, Eurotiomycetes, Chaetothyriales, Herpotrichiellaceae. The record is from RefSeq and is a predicted model, not a curated record. The transcript has a single exon.
AUGGCUGCAAUGGAAGAGACUUCUUCCCCGAGUCUGGAAUCACUGCUUUCGUUGUGGCCUGUUGCCUUCACGUUAAGCCAACAUCUGCCGGUGGGCGAUCUCAUUACUCUGGCUCGGCUGAACGUUGUACUGCGAGCUGUGCUUCACGGCUUCGAAACACCAGACAUCACUUCAGUGCCAGAGCACCCUAGUCUUGUUCGGCCAGAACUGAACAUCGGCCGUCAUGGAACACCUUCCUGGCAACGCCUCAAAGACCGCUCCCCUUUCGAAUGCUCUUCCCGGAUCCACACGAAGGGCCCGGAACCAAAGCCUUGUCGGUACUGCUCGAGACCCAUUUGCGAUGCUUGCAUUGUCCGAUCCUCUUUCGCCCGAGGCCAUGAAAAUACAUUCCAGAACAGGGUCCGGCAUCUCUGCAAGAAAUGCUGGAGCUCGGGAAAUCCAAGCAGAGCGCAACGAUUCCCACUUGAUGGCCCUUCAGAGUCGACGUCGAAGAGGAAAUGGUAUGACCCUGAAGACAGUACAAGAGACUACUGCAUCUGUGCCCUAAAGGACGAUGGAUGGCUCUGUAUCGAGUGUAAGGACUCCCAAAACUGGGAGGCCAUAUCCUCCGCCGAUACCGAGUGCCAUGGUCAAGACUGUAAAGAACCUCUUGACGCAGAGGACAAGGACCGAAGACGAAUCUGCCUCUGGUGCCACAAAGGCUUACCCAGGCAAAUUGGGGGUACGACUCGAUACCACUGGAACCAAAAGAUGAUCGAAGCAAGGGCUCGAAAUGCUGCGUCGCGUCAGGCAGACCUGGAGGAGUACAACCGGAGACGGUUGAAAUUGAUGAGGAUGUCACGCCGAGAGAUGCGAGGCGAUGAGGCUGUCAAGGGCGAUCCAGAGGCCGAUCUCCCACAAUUUGUCAGGCAUCUUGACACCAUAAACUAUCGGAGCUAUAUGUCCGAGUCGGCGGCGCCGAGCGGCGACGCCGUGUACGACUCCAAGAGAGGCUACUGGAGGUACAACAGGGAGUUCCUCUUAGAGAUGAGAAGCCGGUGUGGAGGGGUCCCCGUACCCAGACAACUGAACGCUCCUGGCAAUACCGAUGGCGGCCGCCUGCGCUUCGCUCGGACCAAUGCAGAAAAGGCGGAAGACUUCUCGUCCCUUGCACAGGCGGUUCCUCACUUGUCAGAGGAGCGCCGAACACAGUGGUGCACACUCAAAGUUAUUGUCCUCGAACAUCUCCUUGUGGAAAGACUUAGCUAUCAGGCCACGCAACAGAUCAUCCUUGAUGAGUAUGGGUUUGACGCUGGGGUGGACGAGUAUCACAACGUGAUGCGCGUCUGGAACACUCAGGACGCAAUCAAAGAGCAUCGAAGGAAUUCGCUUGAUCAAGAAGGUGAAGAAGCCAUCAAGAGCAAAGUUCACACCCUCGCUGAGCGGGUGCAUGAGGUCAUCGAUGGGGACAGAGUUCUUGUCGGGGAAGAAGGUGUGAGGCUCCAGAUCUUGCCAGAGUCUCCAGAGGCUGAACCCCCGGGCGAUUAUAAGCUACCGAGUUGGCAGAGAGUUGGCGGCACCAGCGCGCAUCAGGUCCAACGCUCUUCUGACCUGGAUGAUGAAGCCGAGUCCGCCCUGAAGAUGAAGAUGAGGCAAGACCGAAAAUCGUCGCCAGCUCAAGCGGACGCCCACGCAUCAUCUUCGCAGGCGCAGUCAAGUUCACUGCCGGCCCCUGAGCCCUCAAAUGAUGUGCAAGCCGAAGGACCACUUCUUGACCGGUCAUUUGACGAUGAGGUUGGCUCGCUGCCACACCAUGAGGAGGAUGAUCAUGACGAACCCCCGCCAUAUACUGCUGACGGGUGGGUGUGGCCUUAG